AGUGUAUCAGUCUCUCUCUCUCUCUCUCCUUCUUUAAUGGAGGGGACAGAAGAAACUCUUCCUUAUAUAUUCCGUGACAGCCAUUUGGUUUUCAACAUGCUCUGCACUUCCUAUUAGCGCCCCGAUUCCAGAAUCCAGACGCCAGCUCCUUCUCGCUUUUCCUCCUCUUCCUCGCCUCAAAGGCUUGGAAUUCUUAUGAUAAAAUUAUUGUCUGUUGACAUUCAAGUGCUGUAUUUGCUUUUGUGAAGACUGAGCAGUGAAUACUGGUGACAAAGUCAGCAACAGUAAAGAAAUGACUUCAGCAAAGAUGGCCGAUAGGAAGGCAACUCUUGAUGCUGCCUCAUGGAUGUUUAAUGUUGUCACAUCCGUCGGAAUAAUACUUGUCAACAAAGCCUUAAUGGCCAAAUAUGGUUUUACCUUUGCUACGACGUUAACUGGUCUGCAUUUUGGCACAACCACGUUGUUGACUUUUCUUCUUCGGAGGCUGGGAUACAUUCAGGCCUCUCAUCUACCAUUUUCUGAACUUCUGAAAUUUGUUUUAUUUGCGAACUUUUCCAUAGUUGGGAUGAAUGUGAGUUUAAUGUGGAAUUCUGUGGGAUUCUAUCAGAUUGCAAAGCUGAGUAUGAUCCCGGUAUCUUGUUUUCUGGAAGUUGUCUUGGACAAGGUGCGAUACUCAAGGGACACAAAACUUAGCAUAGUAUUAGUCCUCCUUGGCGUUGCAGUCUGUACUGUUACCGAUGUGAGUGUCAAUGCCAAGGGUUUUAUUGCUGCUUUAGUAGCAGUUUGGAGCACUUCACUGCAGCAGUAUUAUGUACACUUCCUUCAGCGGAAUUAUUCUCUUGGAUCUUUCAACUUAUUGGGGCACACUGCUCCAGCACAGGCAGCAUCCCUGCUGUUAUUAGGACCCUUUCUGGACUACUGGUUGACUGGUAAAAGAGUUGAUGCAUAUGGCUUUAGCCCCACGUCCUUGUCAUUCAUUAUACUGUCUUGCACCAUUGCGGUGGGGACCAAUCUCAGUCAAUUCAUCUGCAUAGGCAGAUUUACAGCUGUGUCGUUCCAAGUGCUUGGCCAUAUGAAGACUAUUCUUGUCUUGGUUUUAGGAUUCAUUUUCUUUGGUAAGGAGGGUCUCAAUCUACAAGUAGUUUUGGGCAUGGUCAUUGCUGUUGCCGGAAUGGUCUGGUAUGGCAAUGCCUCGUCUAAGCCGGGAGGGAAGGAGCGGCGGAGCCAUUCAACGGCAACCAACAAAUCACUAAAACAUGGUGGAUCAUCAGACUCUUCCCACCUGGAUGACAAGGUCUAAAUUUCACUGGAAAAGGUUGAAAACCAAAAGAAGGGAGAUUAAAAUAUUGAGCAUUUUAGUUGAGUAGAUGCAGGCGUUUCUUUACACCUAGGAGGCAGGCAGAUCCCUCGCGAUUACUAUAAAAUUCUUCUCAUCAUAGUUCAUAUUCUUGUUGAAGGAAAAGAAUGCUGUUGAAGUGGGGUGCAAGUUCCCCCAUUAAAAUCACACUGUUCCACGAUUAUUGUUCCUUGUAAUUUAUUUACCUUAUUCGAUUUUGAGCAUUUUGCUCCUUUUUUUA
Juglans regia (Persian walnut) is the source of this 1577-nucleotide messenger RNA. Its product is annotated as UDP-rhamnose/UDP-galactose transporter 5-like. The record is from RefSeq and is a predicted model, not a curated record. Gene Ontology annotation, cellular component: Golgi apparatus. Gene Ontology annotation, molecular function: antiporter activity; UDP-galactose transmembrane transporter activity. NCBI's taxonomy places the organism in Eukaryota, Viridiplantae, Streptophyta, Magnoliopsida, Fagales, Juglandaceae. The transcript is spliced from 6 exons. The coding region runs from base 293 to 1300 and encodes 335 amino acids.